Molecule: messenger RNA, 1858 nt
Organism: Mus caroli (Ryukyu mouse)
Lineage: Eukaryota; Metazoa; Chordata; Mammalia; Rodentia; Muridae
Gene: Prpsap2
Product: phosphoribosyl pyrophosphate synthetase associated protein 2
Biological process (GO): 5-phosphoribose 1-diphosphate biosynthetic process; purine nucleotide biosynthetic process
Cellular component (GO): ribose phosphate diphosphokinase complex; cytoplasm
Molecular function (GO): ATP binding; magnesium ion binding; ribose phosphate diphosphokinase activity
Source: RefSeq, a predicted model, not a curated record
UGGCCUCGCAGUCUCGAAAGACUUUCUCGCGCUUAGAGUCGCCAUUUUGCUGUAAGACGCGGUGCGGAGCUCUGUGCUCUCUUCCUUCGGCAGCCGAGGCUGCGGCGGGCCGGGCUGGGGUCGGGACCAGGAGGAAUUUUGUUGUCAGAGAAUAACAGGAGGUUGUCCAUAAUUGACUUUAAGCAGCAAACAGUAAAACACUGAGCUCUUCAGCUCCGCCUUUCUUGCUCUGAGAAUUGGAAAGCCAAGAAGGUUUUGAUGUUUUGUGUGGCGCCUCCUGAAUUAGAAACCAAGAUGAACAUAACCAAAGGAGGCCUCGUGUUGUUUUCAGCAAAUUCCAAUUCAUCAUGUAUGGAGCUUUCAAAGAAAAUUGCUGAGCGGCUGGGGGUGGAGAUGGGCAAAGUGCAGGUUUACCAGGAACCUAACAGAGAAACAAGAGUUCAAAUCCAGGAGUCUGUGAGAGGAAAAGAUGUAUUUAUCAUCCAAACCAUCUCAAAGGACGUGAACACCACCAUCAUGGAGCUCCUGAUCAUGGUAUAUGCAUGUAAGACCUCAUGUGCCAAGAGCAUCAUCGGAGUGAUCCCCUACUUUCCUUAUAGCAAGCAAUGCAAAAUGAGAAAAAGGGGCUCCAUUGUCUCAAAAUUGCUGGCUUCUAUGAUGUGCAAAGCUGGUCUGACUCAUCUCAUCACUAUGGAUUUACACCAGAAGGAAAUCCAGGGCUUCUUCAAUAUUCCAGUGGAUAAUUUAAGAGCCUCCCCAUUCCUGUUACAAUAUAUUCAAGAAGAGAUCCCAGAUUAUAGGAAUGCAGUCAUCGUGGCCAAGUCUCCAGCCUCAGCCAAGAGGGCACAAUCUUUUGCAGAGCGUCUACGUCUGGGAAUCGCAGUGAUCCAUGGAGAAGCACAGGAUGCUGAGUCUGACUUGGUGGAUGGCCGGCAUUCCCCACCAAUGGUCAGGAGUGUAGCUGCCAUCCACCCCAGCCUGGAGAUCCCUAUGCUGAUCCCUAAAGAGAAGCCCCCAAUCACAGUUGUUGGUGAUGUCGGAGGAAGAAUCGCCAUCAUCGUGGAUGACAUUAUUGAUGAUGUGGAUAGCUUUCUUGCUGCAGCAGAGACCCUGAAGGAAAGAGGUGCAUACAAGAUCUUUGUGAUGGCCACUCACGGCUUGUUAUCUUCUGAUGCUCCCCGGCUGAUUGAAGAGUCUGCCAUUGAUGAGGUGGUGGUCACUAACACGAUCCCACACGAGAUCCAGAAGCUGCAGUGCCCCAAGAUCAAGACUGUGGACAUCAGCAUGAUCCUCUCAGAAGCCAUCCGCCGAAUUCACAACGGGGAGUCCAUGUCCUACCUUUUCAGAAACAUAGGCUUAGAUGACUGAACAGUUCUCCUAUGGUAGAACUCCCACAGGUCAAGUGGGAGCCUAGCGUGUACGCUGGGAGGGCCCAUGCCCAGCCAGACACACGUGACCCUCCCUUUCCCACAUCUUCCUCAUUGAUUCCUGUGAAGGUACAAGGACCAGCUUUUUAUUAGUUGGUUUAGGUUUUUGUGAGUUUUAGGGGUAAUUUUUAUAACAGAAAGACCUCCUCUGAAAUGAAAGAAGUUAAAACCUGAUCGUUUUUAGUGUAACCAUUUUAAAUAAUACACUUGUGAGAUUUUUAAGCUCAGCCUUUUUUUAAAGUUGCUUGAUCCAACUGUUCAAAUGAGUUAAAUAAAAUGAUCUGCUGUCUACUACCUAGAAUCAAAAAGCUACUGUUGGUUCCAAUACGUGACCUUUUUAGGAACGCUUUUAUAAAUGGGCAUAUAGAGUGUGUGGCUGUAUUUAUUUUCUGCAACUAAAAAAGAAUAAAACCUUGUGUUUGUUUUUUAAA